UGUUAUCUGUCUAGUUUACUAUCAAGUUGACAGCCACAUAACCUAUUUGUGUCCGAUUAAAUUAUUGUUUCGUAUCACCACAUAGUAAGAUUAGUAACUUUUAUUUGCGUAUUAUUUUUAUUACACACUUAAGAAUACGUACGAAGACAAAUCACCUAUGAAAUAUAUACAACAAUGUCCAAAAAUGCAAAAUCAGGGUUUGUUAUUAAACUUUCUACUGAAACGGUUCAGAAAUUGACCGAAGAAGAAGAACUAGCAAAGAAACAAGCUGAAGAUCAGCAUCUUCAGGAAGUUCAGGCCACUGGCAGUAACUUAGAAGAAAAGGAUUUAAAAGAUAAUGAUGACAAAGUGUCACGUUCUAGCGAAGAACUUUCAACGACGAACAAUCGAGAUGUUUCACCGUCACCUGGUGCUAAGAAUUCCGAAAGUGCGUCAAAAGUUGUGUUGAUGGGAAAAGAAGAUACUGAACCUUCAGUUCAUAAGGAUAACAUAGAACAUAAAGAGGGUUCAAAAACUGACUCCAGUGACAACUCAACCUGGGGUGAUUAUGCCCCGUACAUAACAUACGAAGGGGAAGAGGCGAUUUACACUGACCCCACCACACAAGUAAACUACACAUGGGACCUCAAAACUAAUUCUUGGACACCAAAACCGGGCUCUGAAGUACCUGGCAGGAUUUACAGUUAUGAAAAUGAUACACACAUUUAUACUGAUGCGGAUGGUUCCAAGUCUUUUUGGGACGAGGAAAAGAAAGCUUGGUUACCCAAGGUUGACGAUGAUUUCCUAGCCCACUACCAAAUGUCCUAUGGUUUCAUUGAUAAUACCUCCAAAGAGGAUGAGGAAAGUAAAAAGAAAGAAAAGGAAAAAGAAAAGUUACCUAAAGAACAAACUAGUGGUGUUAAAAGAAAAAAUGAUCCUCAAUGGUUUGAUGCUACUGAUGAGACUAACACAAAGGUGUAUGUCUCAAAUCUGCCUUUAGACUUAACUGAAGAAGAAUUUGUAAAUUUCAUGCAAAAAUGUGGGCUUGUUGAGAGAGACCCACAGAGCCAAAAAAUGAAGGUUAAACUUUACAUGGAUAAAGAACAAAAUUGCUUUAAGGGUGAUGCACUGUGUACUUACAUAAAGAUAGAAUCAGUUGAUUUAGCACUUAAGUUACUUGAUGGGAGUGAUUUCAAAGGAAACACAGUUAAAGUGGAAAGAGCACACUUCCAGCUUAAAGGAGAGUACAACCCAGCAUUAAAGCCUAAAAAGAAAAAGAAAAAAGAGCUUGAGAAACUAAAGAAAAUGCAGCAGAAACUAUUUGACUGGCGUCCAGAGAAGUUCGUUGGGGAGAGAUCUAAACAUGAGCGUAUUGUUAUAAUUAAGAAUCUAUUUCAUCCUUCCGACUUUGACAAGGAUGUUCAAUUAAUAUUGGAUUAUCAGCAGGACCUACGUGAAGAGGCUACUAAGUGUGGUGAGGUCCGUAAAGUGGUCAUCUAUGACCGUCAUCCAGAAGGAGUAGCACAGAUCACAAUGAAAGAGCCAGAACAAGCUGAUGCAGUUGUUGCUUUAGUCAACGGCAGGUGGUUUGGUAAAAGGCAAAUCACAGCUGAAAUAUGGGAUGGUAGAACUAAGUAUAGGAUUGCAGAAACUGAUGCUGAUUUGAGUAAAAGAGUUGACAAGUGGGACAAAUUUUUGGAAGGUAAAGAAGAGCCUGAAACAAGCAAGUUGUCAGUGAAAACAGACAACGAAACUGGAGUGACCUCAGAACAACCAGAAAAAGCUGCUGUUGAACUUCCAAAGCCCCCAGAAGCAUAAAUUAAUAAUGUUACUUUAAGUAUUAAUGUGAAAUAAUAAAAUUGCAUUUAAAUAAACGGAUCAUUUUAUUUCUU
Messenger RNA from Leguminivora glycinivorella, 1871 nucleotides. RefSeq names its product HIV Tat-specific factor 1 homolog (gene barc). Gene Ontology annotation, cellular component: U2 snRNP; U2-type spliceosomal complex. The coding region runs from base 175 to 1797 and encodes 540 amino acids. NCBI's taxonomy places the organism in Eukaryota, Metazoa, Arthropoda, Insecta, Lepidoptera, Tortricidae. Gene Ontology annotation, molecular function: RNA binding. Gene Ontology annotation, biological process: mRNA splicing, via spliceosome. The record is from RefSeq and is a predicted model, not a curated record. The transcript has a single exon.